AUGGCCCGUAUCUUCCAAUUGCUUGUUUGUGCGCUGGGGAGCUUACAAGCUCUCACAGCUGCUCAGAACAGCAGCGGAUCGGAUUGGCCCGUCCACGACAAUGGACUGAAUAAAGUGGUGCAAUGGGACCAUUACAGUUUCUACGUCCACGGCCAGCGGAUUUUCAUCUUCUCCGGAGAAUUUCAUUACUGGCGUAUCCCAGUGCCGGGUCUCUGGAGGGAUAUUUUGGAGAAGAUUAAAGCCAUCGGGUUUACGGGGUUUGCCUUUUAUUCUAGCUGGGCUUAUCAUGCACCAAAUAAUCACACAGUCGACUUUUCUACUGGUGCUCACGAUAUCACGCCUAUCUUCGAUCUUGCGAAAGAGCUUGGGAUGUACAUUAUAGUACGUCCUGGCCCUUACGUUAAUGCAGAGUCCAGUGCUGGUGGCUUUCCGCUUUGGCUUACGACUGGGGCAUACGGCCCGACGCGAGACGAUGACCCACGGUAUACUGCUGCGUGGACCCCAUACUUCUCUAUGAUGUCUGAGAUAACGAGCAAGUAUCAGAUCACGGAUGGCCACAAUGCAUUCGUUUACCAGAUUGAGAAUGAGUACGGAGAGCAAUGGAUUGGAGACCCGAGCGAGCGAGUUCCAAACGAGACUGCAAUCGCUUACAUGGAACUGCUCAAAUCUACCGCACGAGAUAAAGGGAUCAAUCUACCAUUGUCAGGAAACGACCCCAAUAUGAACAGUAAGUCUUGGGGAAGCGACUGGUCGAAUGCUGGAGGGAAUCUCGAUGUUGUUGGACUGGACUCGUAUCCUUCUUGCUGGAGCUGCGAUGUCAGUGAGUGCACAGACACAAACGGGGACUAUGUUCCUUACAAGGUGAUGCAGUACUAUGAUUACUUCCAGAGUGUGCAACCCACAACGCCGUCUUUCAUGCCUGAAUUCCAAGGCGGAUCUUACAACCCUUGGAGUGGCCCUGAAGGAGGCUGCACACAGGAUACCGGCGCCGACUUUGCCAAUAUGUUUUAUAGGUGGAAUAUCGCUCAACGCGUGACCGCAAUGAGUCUUUACAUGAUGUACGGCGGUACAAACUGGGGUGGAAUCGCGGCUCCUGUCACUGCAAGCAGCUAUGACUACUCGGCUCCUAUCUCCGAGGAUCGGUCGAUCGGCUCCAAGUACCACGAGACCAAGUUACUGGCGUUGUUUACACGAUGCGCAAGGGACUUGACAAUGACCAAUCGUAUCGGAUAUGGAACACAGUAUACAACCAACACGGCCAUCAGUGCGAACGAAUUGAGAAAUCCUGAGACUAAUGCUGCGUUUUAUGUCACAAUUCACAACGACACUACCCUUGGCACAGACGAGUCGUUCAAACUGCACGUUGAUACCUCCGAGGGGGCCUUCACGAUUCCAAGGCACGGGGGUACAAUCAGACUCAAUGGGCACCAAUCUAAGAUCAUCGUGACUGACUUUAAAUUUGGAUCUGAAACCCUUUUGUAUUCUACGGCAGAAGUACUGACGUAUGCGGUAUUCGAUCAGAAGCCAAUCCUGGUCCUCUGGUUGCCCACGGGCGAGUCGGGAGAAUUCUCCAUCAAAGGCGCGAAAUCAGCGAAGUCCAGUACCUGCUCCGGAUGUUCUGUGGAAUUUUUCCAUGACAAGGGAGCCUUGACUGUUGGGUUCACUCAAGCCAAGGGCAUAAGUGUCUUGCAGCUAGACAACGGUCUACGAGUGAUUCUCCUUGAUAGAACUGCGGCGUAUGAAUUUUGGGCCCCUGCACUAACGGAAGACCCUCUGGUCCCUGAGACCGAAAGUGUACUUGUCAGUGGUCCCUACCUCGUUCGUUCCGCCAGGGUAUCAAGGUCCACUUUAACUCUCCGCGGGGACUCUAAAGAUGAUACUACCCUGGAGGUUUUCGCUCCUCGAACAGUUAAGAAAGUAACAUGGAAUGGGAGGAAAGUGAAGGCUUCUGAGACUCCGUACGGCAGUCUCAAAAUCCACCUUGCCGCUCCCCCAUCCAUUAAACUACCGACUAUCACCGGAUGGAAAACCGCCGACAGCCUUCCAGAGCGUUUCCCUUCCUACGAUGAUGCUGGUCCAGCUUGGGUUGAGGCAAACCACACGACAACCCUAAACCCCAACAAGCCCGCUACACUCCCGGUCCUUUACGCAGACGAAUACGGCUUCCACAACGGUAUCCGUCUCUGGCGUGGAUACUUCAACGGCACAGCCUCUGGCGUGUAUCUUAACGUCCAAGGCGGCAACGCAUUCGGCUGGUCUGCCUACCUGAAUGGCCACUUUCUAGGCUCUUACCUUGGCUCCGCAUCCAUGAACCAAGCAAACGGCACCCUAACCUUCCCCAACGGAUCCCUGAGCACCAACGACACAAACAUCCUCCUAAUCAUCCAUGAUGACACAGGACAUGAUGAAACAACCGGCGUUCUCAAUCCCCGCGGAAUCCUCGAGGCUCGACUCCUCCCUACCUCGAAUACCUCAGGAACCCCGGAGUUUACCGCCUGGCGCGUUGCCGGCGCUGCAGGCGGCGAAUCGAACCUCGACCCAGUUCGCAGCGCAUAUAAUGAAGACGGUCUCUAUGCCGAGCGCAUGGGGUGGCAUCUCCCCGGAUUCGACGAUAGCAAGUGGGCCCAGGCGUCCUCUGCCUCCUCCUCCUCCUCGUCUUCUUCGUCCAUUUCGUUUACAGGAGCAACAGUGAAGUUCUUCCGAACUGUUCUUCCAUCGCUGUCCAUCCCUACAGGACUAGAUGUAUCCAUCUCCUUCGUUUUCUCAACCGCCACGAACGCGAGCGCAAGUGCAUCUAAUGCAUUCCGCGCCCAACUCUUCGUAAACGGAUACCAGUACGGCCGGUUUAACCCCUACAUCGGGAACCAGGUGAUUUAUCCCGUUCCUCCGGGAAUUCUAGACUACAGGGGGGACAAUACCAUCGGCGUGGCGGUGUGGGCACAGACGGAGGCCGGAGCGAGCCUGGAUCUGGACUGGCGUGUGAAUUAUGUGGUUGAAAGUUCGUUGGACGUGGCGGGGUCUCUGAAUGCGGAUGGGUUGAGGCCUGGAUGGACAGAGCAACGGUUGAAGUUUGCUUAG
Molecule: messenger RNA, 3078 nt
Organism: Aspergillus ochraceoroseus IBT 24754
Lineage: Eukaryota; Fungi; Ascomycota; Eurotiomycetes; Eurotiales; Aspergillaceae
Product: glycoside hydrolase family 35 protein
Exons: 6
Coding region: 1-3078 (1025 amino acids)
Biological process (GO): carbohydrate metabolic process
Cellular component (GO): vacuole
Molecular function (GO): beta-galactosidase activity
Source: RefSeq, a predicted model, not a curated record